GCACGGUCGCAGAGGGUUACCCGGCCGGUGACGACGACGAGAGCUUCAUCAGCGCGGCGGCCGGCGGAGCUGACACGGACGCGCGCUGGCGCCGUCUGGCCGCGCACUUCGAGGACUUCGUGCAGUGCUACUUCGCCCACCGGGCUGACGAGCUCUACUUCCCCGGCUCGGGCUCGGAAGCGGCCACGCCCGCGCCUCUUGCGCCUGCGCCCGUCAUUCCGAUGGUGCCGCUGGGACUGCCCGUGGGCCCCUCCGACGCAGACCCAGUGCCGCAGCAGAUACCGGAGAACAGAGCGUCCAGCUCCGCCGGUGCACUGGCCAGCUCCGGCGACCAGCGCGCGCCCGAGGGCGAGGCCCCGGUGCUGGCGGCGGCGCCCGAGGGCGGCGGGGGGCGGCGCCCGGCGCUGGGCGGCCUGCAGGCCUUCCGCGAGGACCUGGCCGCCUUCACGCGGUACCGCGCCUUCCGCCCGCUGGCCACGCUGUCCUACUGCUCCGACGCCAUCAACUACUCCACCAUCGUGUCCACCAUCGAGUUCGACAAGGACGACGAGUUCUUCGCCAUCGCCGGCGUCACCAAGCGGAUCAAGGUGUUCGAGUACGAGUCGGUGGUGCGCGACGCCGUGGACGUGCACUACCCGUGCGCCGAGAUGCAGUGCUCGCACAAGAUAUCGUGCGUGUCGUGGAACGCGUACCACAAGAACGUGCUGGCCUCGUCCGACUACGAGGGCACCGUGUGCGUGUGGGACGCGGCCACGGGCCUGCGCACGCGCGCGCUGCAGGAGCACGACAAGCGGUGCUGGUCCGUGCACUUCAACCGCGCCGACGUGCGCCUGCUGGCGUCGGGCUCGGACGACGCGCGCGUCAAGUUGUGGUCGCUCAACGCCGAGCGCUCCGUGGCCACGCUCGAGGCCAAGUACAACGUGUGCUGCGUCAGGUUCAACCCGGCGUCGUCGUGCCACCUGGCGUUCGGCUCGGCGGACCACUGCGUGCACUACUACGACCUGCGCGCGCCGCGCUCGCCGCUGGCCGUGCUGCGCGACCACCGCAAGGCCGUGUCCUACGUGCAGUUCCUGGACGCGCACACGCUGGUGUCCGCCUCCACCGACUCCAUGCUCAAGCUGUGGCGCGUGGACACGCCGCGCUGCGUGCGCUCCUUCACCGGUCACGCUAAUGAAAAGAACUUUGUGGGAUUGGCCACGGACGGCAAGUACAUCGCGUGCGGCUCGGAGAAUAACGCGCUGUACGUGUACUACAGCGGCGUGUCGCGGCCGCUGCUGGCCUACCGCUUCGAGGCCGUGCGGGGCUUCCUGGAGCGUGAGCGGCGCGACGAGGAGCCCAGCGAGUUCGUGUCGGCCGUGUGCUGGCGGGGCGCGCCCGAGCGGCCCGUGCUGCUGGCGGCCAACUCGCAGGGCACCAUCAAGGUGCUGGAACUACUAUAAGAGCUUCGGGGAACAGAAAUCGGAUCACAGUGAAGGCAAAAUGGGGAAGGGCGUAAUCUAUGAAGGAACGCGUCUUCAAAGGAUUUGGUCGAAGCUUCAUAUUAUAUACGGACAGAUAUAUUGUGGUAGCGGGGGAUUCGAAACAGUCAUAGAUGUUUGUUGAAUUAUGCAUAAACAUGGUCGGUCAAGCUUGUUCCAUCCGAUCUCAAAGGAUGGCUGUCCGGACGAAUCGACCGUGAUUAUAUGAUUUAAUAAUCAAAAACAGAGAAUAUACUAGUAUUCCUUCGACUGGUUCGUCCUUUACCCGUGAUGGUAUAUAUAUACACACCAUUAUUUUAAGAUUACCAAAAAAAACUGGUUUAUCCAUUACUAAACAAACAAAAUAGAAAGUAAUAUAAAAAUAUUAUCCCGCGAAAAUAGCAAAUUAUCCAGUAACUUCUUUAAAUUCAUCUCUAUUCUAAAUCUCUGUAAUCAUAGGUCAUACUAUACUGGUGAUUUCUUUGUGUCCGUCAGUAGUUGCUUCAAUGUUGUAGGGGGCAGUCUACCGUAGUAUUAAUAGAUAUUUAAUAUUAGUGUGGAAACAAGACCGAGUUACCAAUAUGACAAGUGAACGAUGUAGACAGUAAGACGUCGCCCUAAAUGGCCGCGAUCGUCGAGCGCUGAGUACAAACAUAGACAUUUCAGAAGGAACGAGCACAGGCAAUGUUUGUUGCACUCAAUAGGUAGUAUUUUAACUUUUUAUUAAUUAUGUAUGCUUGCUGACUCACUUGUAAUUGAACAAGAAAAAACAAGAAACAAAACCCUUAUAAAAGAAAAUAAAAACAUUUUAAUAUAAAACUUGAUUCAAGAGUCGACAAUAACGUUCAUACGGUGGGUUAAUCUGCAGAUUAGUCAUAUAUUUCUUUUGACAUAGACAACUCAUCGUAAAAGUUGUCUUCGUUAUUUCGUACAUUAAAGUAAUGGUUCAAAAAUUCACUGCGGUGAUUUUGAAGAGAAACUUCUUUUCGCGCAUAAAGAUAAAAUUUUUACGGAUGAAACGCAAUAAUUAUAAUAUUAGUGACAUGAAAAUGUGGGAUGUUUUUGUCGAAGAAGAUAUCUACGCACGUCUAUAUAUAUAAUUGUAUACAAAUAAAUUAAAUUACUUUAUUUAUAAAAUGUAUAUAUUUUAUUUGAAAUUUUCAAAGCAAUGUUGCCCAAUGCCAAAAAAAUGUGCAAAAAGGAAAGUUAAAAUGGCGCUGGGCAUCGCACGAUCAAUUAAGACAACGUGCUGUUCAAUCACCGUAGGAACGCUCUCACCGCACGACGAACACGCAUCGCGUCGUAUGAUCGUGGCCAAUUAGGACGUCCGCCGAAAAACCGGAGUGUCAUUUUGACAUUUGUUACGUUUACUUGGCAUGGCUGGAUACACGUACGGAUUAAAUAUUAAUUAAAAUAUGAUUAAAAAUAUGGAAGCUUAAUAAUUAUCUGUAAUUUUAAUUUGUUUUGAAUUUAGUUAAAGAAUCACAUAAAAUAUCGGUAAUACUAGCGUGACAAACAGUUUUGUUGUCUCGCAAUUACUUUUGGUAUUCAUUAAUAAUAAUAAAGGUGGGGAAUUUUAUAUGGCUGCCGUAUAUUUUAUAAAGUUUUUAAAAAGUACCCAAUGUAUCGUGUGAUGGUGCGGCACCCUUCCUUGAGAACCCGCCACACUGACAGAUAGAGUCCCAGUAACAGUAUAGACCUUUAACCAACUACCAAUCUAUAUAUUAUACAGUGUAGUAUUACAUAUAUAAGAGAUUUCCACAUAUAUAUUGACGUAGAGAUUUGAUAUUUGGUAGGUAUAUUCCUUACCGCCCUGUACUGCCAAACUAUACAGACUAGAAUGUAGAUACAAUAUGUAUAUAGUACACGUCUGUGUACUCAAAGUGAUAACUUAAAACUUAAGAGUAGUAUAGAGCGUGUAUUUUUCCCGGAAUAUUAUUAGAAAUAAAGUAUAUUGAAUAUAGUUUCGUCAAAGUUAUAUCGCAAUCUGCGGAUGAGAUGGUAGCAGCCAACAGCAACAGCAGAUGAAUCACAUAAGCGUUGCCGACCAUUUACAAUGCUGUACGUUGCCGACCAUUUACCAUAGUCAGCCGUUAACUAUCACCACGGAGCUCCUGGUUUGAUCCGCGUCGCCACGUACCAGUGCGUGUUUGUUUUUAUAAUCCUAAUGAACAUUUAUUCAAUUAUCUCUUCGAGUUUUCGAUCCGUUUCUCCUCCCUUUAAAUAAAAAAAAAGAUACUUCAUGCGGCAGUACAGGCAUUGUCAUAACAGGGUGCGUUUAACUGGACGUAGACCCCAAUGCUGCUGUCGGCACUCGUUGACUGUGGCCUCUAGUCCGCUGUGAUGUCUCUGGCGAUGUUGAGACUGGAGUUUGUCGGCUUGGUGACUGCCGUCUAACACCAUUGGUCGCUUCGAGUCUCAGAGUUCCUUCAGUGUAUUACACACUCAACUGAUGAAUGCGACUAUCUUUCUUGAUUUGUUUUUCUUGUUUUAAAUAUUCUAUCUCUUAAUGGAAACAAUCUUCUUGUUUCGACCAUGAGUAUUCCGCCUUUCUUUGUAUGUCCGCGGAUAUAGGAAGAGAUUGAUUUUUGACGUUCUUGACUUUCAUUUGAGCCUUAAGAUUCGCUUUUCUAUUGCACCUGGUCUGUCUCUAAUCUGGGCCAAUAGAUUGAUUCUUUUUUUGCCGUCUAUAGUUUACGUUUUGUGAUUUCAUCUGCACAAGUCGAUCGAUUGUAGACUUCUCGCUGUUAGUAGUCCCCAUUUGAAAAUCUUGCUACAUCCGUUAAUGCUUCACUGAGCCGCUGUUGCUUAUUGAUCGUCACGUGAUGAAUUUAUUUCAUACUUAUGCUGUUGCUUAAAUUAGCCAAGUAUCCUCGUCUCCAUAGAGGAACUCUGGCCCUCUGUACCACCGAUUGUACUUGUUGAACCUAUCUGGUGGCAUCGCCUGCUACAAUCAGCUGGUAUUCAUACACCGACGAAUUUUCCUCUAUUGUUGCUAGACGAUGAGCCACUUAAGUCAGACGAUGAGUCAAGCCGGAGCGUGAACAAGUCUUUAUCCAGGUUAAGGCUGUUCACUGCUGCUUGGAGCUCUAAUCUUAGUAUAGACGUUGGUUUCAGUGGAGCAACUUUUGCCUUUGCCACGAUAAGUGAUAUGUUACGUCAUCAUUUUGUGCUCUUGCUCUCCAGAAGAGGAUCGCUGCAUGUGCUGCCUCGCUGUCCUCUACUACAUUGUACUGGUUUGGCUGUGGAGGUUCCAAUAGUAGAAUCUUCAGUUAUACAGUAAAAAGUAUCCUUGGCAAGUUAUUAUUUUUUUUCUCAUCUCUUUUUUUGACAUCGCUUCUUGCGACAAUUUUGAUAUCAAUCGGAUGACAUUAUCUAUACUGAGCUGUUUUAUGCGAAUGUUUUAUGAUGACUGAAAUACCUUAUAACUUAAUAUAUAUCUAUUCAUGAUAACUUCAUGAUAAUAUUUAUUAAUGAAUACAUCUCCACGCAUUCUUGCUAAAAAGAGUCGAUUGAAAAACAAAUGCGGCUUAAUUUAUCUUACAUAAUAUAAGGGUUCGUCUAUUGAGAUGCAAAUUAUUAAGUUUGAUUCCACGAUAUGACCGAGUACCGAGCACUCGUACGUGCGAGAGAGAACACAAAUCUAUCAAUCAGCUCAAGUUCACUUUGAUAUAUUGGUAAUUAUGUUGUUAAAAGUAGGUAUAUUUUAUCUCAUAAAAAAUAGAGUUGUGAAGUCGUUCUGCGGUUGGAAAAAUAUUAAUUGUCCUUAGUCCUUGAAUAAUGAUUCGUUUUAUUUAAAUAUAAAUCUCAUUCUUAAAUGUUAACUUUAUAAAAAUCAAUGAUAACUAAUUGAAGCAAUAAUAAACAAAAAGUUAUAUUCUGUCACGGGCGGGAUUGUAUUUAUAUUUUGAUAAUUGAUUUUAGAGUACGCAUCUUUGUUAGAAAGAUAGAAUGAAAAGGAAGAAAGACUAAAAAUAAAGAUAGAAUUAACAAGCUUAACUCAAAGAGGAUAACAUUAUAUUAAAUAUAUUUUUAUGGUUGUUGUUGUUCGACGUAUAUAAGACGGCUGAUGACUAGAAAAUACACAAUAGCGUCAUGUUGUUGUUGAUUGUUGACAACAAUAAGUUGUUCAAAACAAAAUAAUGCGUCGGGGACGUAAUAAUAGAAUCGUUAGUCCCUCACCACACAGCCCUCCAUAGCCCUCGAAAUUCAAAUUCAUUUUUUUAUAUUGUUUAAAAAUGUCAUUAUAUGUGCAUUAUGAUUCCUCUCAUGUUACAAGAGAGCUUGGGCGGCGGAGAUCACUUACCGUCAGAUGACCCCCUAUGUAUGCUCGUCUGUCUUUUCUGCCUUCCCUCUUCAUUUCUUUAAAAAAAACAAAUGUUUUCUUUAAACUAGAAGAAGAUUCAAAACUCAUUAUUAUAUUUUUAAGCCAUCAUUUGAGCCGGAAGACGUCCACUGCUACGUCACCGGUAAAUUAUCCAUGAAAUAAUUAACCAACUACCUACUACAUUUCCGCAUAUUUAAAGUGUUUUAACUUAAUGUCGCUAUUAAAUCUAACACGUCGUAUACUUUGACCUCAUUCAAAGAGUGACGAAACCCAACACAAGGUCUUUCUUCCCAUUUGUUCGUUAGCGUUUAUUCGCCGUUGUUCGUCAUAUAGACCAGUGCCGAAUCCUUUGAAAAUGAUAAAAAGUGAAACAAAAUAAUAGUAGGAUGAAAACCAUUGGAAAAGGACCAGAAUAUAAAAAAAAAACAAGGGAAAAAUAAAUUACGGGCGAUCUGAGGUCGGGAAGUGGAAAAGGGGGAUGUUUUAGGGGUAAAAAACUGUUUAUCUCGAUUUCCGGCAAAACUACAAGUCCUAUGGUAAAAAGUUAAUUGGCAAAGUUGUAGGUAAUAAAGAGAUCUACAACUUUUUUAAUUACUUUUUUUUCACAUAACCUCAAAAUUUAGUUGAAAAAUUUAAAAUUUAUUAUUUUAGUAUAAAUAAGAUAAAAAUUAAUGGCCUUACGAAUAAAAUUGGUAUAAAGUUAUACUUACCUGAUAUUAAACCAAGAAUAUGCUUAACGUUGACUAUAUCGCUGACAACGCUCAAUACAAUUAUAAUUCUGACGUUUUACAAAUGUCAACCAGCCUUGUAAUUAAACGCGGGAAACGUUAUACGAGCGAUUUAACCAAUCGUAAAAUGUAUAUUAAUUGUAAACAUUAUGCAGAUUCUUGUCUAAUACUCAGGUAUAACUUUAUACGAAGUUGAUUUGUAGGGCCGUUAAAUUAUAUAAUUUCUAAGCGCAGAUGUCAAAUCCCGCCCGUGGAUAGAUAGGGUUGACUUAUCAACACCAAACCACUUCUGGUUGAGCCGUACUUCAGAAGUGGGAUUGGUCUAGAACCACGUGUAUUUUUGUAUUUAUAUUAUUUUAACUUCCCGUCCGUAUAUUUUUUUACAGAUAAAUUGUUGUAAAUAAUUUUUGUGUCGGAAUUUAUUUUGUAAAUGAUGUUGUAUAUUAUGGAAAUUGUUUUAAUAAGUUUUUAUACAUUUUAUUUGUAAAUAAUUAGUUGUACUGAUGUAGAUAAUCGAUGUUUAGUAGUAAGUAAUAAUAUACAUUAUUUUGUUUUUGAA
Leptidea sinapis is the source of this 7071-nucleotide messenger RNA. Its product is annotated as E3 ubiquitin-protein ligase COP1-like. Gene Ontology annotation, biological process: proteasome-mediated ubiquitin-dependent protein catabolic process. The record is from RefSeq and is a predicted model, not a curated record. Lineage: Eukaryota; Metazoa; Arthropoda; Insecta; Lepidoptera; Pieridae. The transcript is spliced from 9 exons. The coding region runs from base 222 to 1439 and encodes 405 amino acids. Gene Ontology annotation, molecular function: ubiquitin protein ligase activity; protein binding.